AUGGCGAAUAAGCUGGACAAAUUCGGCAUAAAGUUCUGGCUUGCUUCAGAUGUCGAGACCAGAUACUUUUUGAAUGGCUUCCCAUACCUCUGCAAGGAUUCCACGAGACCAGCCAAUCAACGCCUGGGGGAUAGUGUGGUCAUGAAGCUGGUGGAGCCAUAUGUGGGAAAGGGAAGAAAUGUCACAACAGACACAUUUUUCACGUCCCUCAACCUGGCCAAAAAACUGCUGCAGAAAAACACCAGCUUGGUCGGUACCAUGAACAAGGCCAGAAGAGAUCUGCUGCCUUCAGUCCGGGUGCAGAGUGCAGAGAGGUUUGCCACAACGAUCCUCAAACAUGAGCAGGCAACCCUAACGGUUUACCAGGGGAAACCAAGGAAGAGUGUCACACUCCUGAGAACCAUGCAGCCAACUGUCUCCAUUGGGAGUGACAGAAAAAGAAAGCCUGAGACUUUCACUUGCUAUAAUGUCACAAAGGUCGAGGUUGAUGUGCUGGACCAGAUGGCUCGGCAGUACACCGUAAAAGUGAUUCAGGGGCAGCAUUUGUUGAGACUGAAAUGCUCCCCUCCUGAAGUCUGUGCUCUAAAAGGAUCCUCGGUGGAACUCAACUGCUCCUACACGGAUCCAUUCACAGGCACAAACACAUUUAAGAGAAUGUACUGGUUUACUGAAGAGCGGGAUGGAAAACCUGUAGAUCUCAGUACAGACCCACAGUACGAAGGUCGUGUGUCAUUCACUGGUGCUCCUGGGCACGUCACUUUGAGAAUCACAGACCUGAGAGAGAGCGACUCAGCUGUGUACAACAUCAUGGUGGAGGCAGAGGAGCCAGGUGGAAUUUUUACCAGAGAUACUGGAGUCUAUUUGUCUGUCAUAGAUCUGCAGGUUCAGAUGCACAGAGAUCAGUAUGGUCAUGGGCCGGUUCUGACGUAUCCAGAGCUGCAGGUUCAGGUGAGAGGACCUGAUCCUUAUGGCCGGGUGUAUCUGACGUGUCAAAGCAGUUGUCUCGUACCUCAACAUUCCUCCUACAUCUGGUACAAAACUGGAGAGGAAAUUCAGUCAGAAACGUCUUCUUCAUAUAAUUUGAAGGACUUUACUCGUGAAGACAGCUAUUCCUGUGCAUUAGAAAGACACAAGGAUUCCCCCUCUUUAUUUGUCUGUGUCUGGGGUUCAUCAUGCAACAGAGUGUCGCACACUGACAGAAAAAUCUGUGCUCCCAAAGGCUCAUCAGUGAAUAUCUCUUCUAACUACAACAGUUAUGAGAAUAUCACUUCCAAAUUCUGGUUCAGUCCUGCACUUAGUCUCCAUUGGAAAAAUCCCAUACUACCUGAGGACCUAAAUGAAGACUCCCAGUUUGCAGAUCGUGUUCAGGUCUUUGAAACAGAGAGAGGUCGCUCCACUUUAAGAAUCACUGAUCUGAGAGAGAGUGACUCAGCAGAAUACCGUUUCAAAUUCAAGACACAGAGUUUUGAAUGGACAAGCAGUCUACCUGCCACAACGCUGACUGUCACAGCUUUACAGGUGAGGGUGACAAGAAUAUUAGUCAACCAGUCUUCUACCUACGCAGACCUGGAGUGUCACGGCAGCUGCAUCCCAGCUCGUGGUUUUUCCUUCACCUGGUUCAGGAACGGAGAGACAAAUAGUUCCUGGCCAGAGACGACUUUCUAUAAAGGCUGGAUUUCUCUUGAAGAAGAAAUCUCCUGUGCUUUCAGAGGACAUGAACAGUUUCCCUCUCCACCAGUCUAUGCUCCAAAGGUUCCCUCAGUGCUGGUGACUUCCUCUGGUGAGAUUCUGGAGAAUAGUUCAGUGACUCUGACCUGUAGCAGUGAUGCUAACCCAGAGGCUAAAUACGCCUGGUACAAGAAAAAUGGAGAUCAAGACGUCCAGCCACUCAGUAACACGUCACAACUUGUCUUCAGCUCCUUCCAGUCCUCUGACUCUGGAGAGUAUUACUGUGUAGCUGAGAACGUCCUCGGGAAGAGAACAUCCAAGCUCCUCUUUGUUGAUAUGAAGUAUAAAUCAAUGAUGGUAAUAAAUGCCAUCAGGUUGGCUCUAAUGGCUGUGAUCCCGAUUCCGCUACUCCUUUUUAGUCUGUGGAUGAGUCAUUGCCGAAAAAAGGCGACUCUGAGCUCCACCCCUGAACCAAACGAACCUGAAGGAACUGCAGAGAUUGAGUCCGAUCCUGAUAACAUCAGCACCUCCGCCUUGAACAGCAUACCUGCAGUAAAGCCACAAGACAUCGAGGAGCAGGAAACUCCUGUGUGAAGAUGCAGUCGAACCGGAGUGAUGGCGUGUGGAAGAAAAACUGAAAAAUUCCAACAUUGCAGCGGUGGAGUGAAGAGCGAGUUUGAAGAGGCUGUAGGGGGGUGAAUGGGAGCAGAAUAUUUUCAUUGAAUACAAGCUUUGAUUUCACAUGUGCAGUUAUAACACAUAUAUGUAUUUUAUGAUGUGUAGGUAUGAUAUAUAUGUAGUUUAGGAUGUGCAGGUAUGAUAUAUAUCUAGUUUAGGAUGUGCAGGUUUAAGGUGCUGUGUCCACUAAUGCCUGUUUUCUAUUCAAACCAAAUUUAAAUCAGCGUACAAUUUCUAAAUCUAGAUCUGCUGCAAAUGCAAUGACAACACAAUGUCUGUCAAUAGUUUUCACAGUUUCUUGUGAAGACGCCAUUGAAUUAAAUUUAAUAUGAAGCUUAAAGAGGAUUUUAAAAACAGAACUAACGGUCUCUACUAGAGAAAGAAGAAGUGCCACCGGACAAUUUUCAUAACCUAACAACAGCAAAUGCUGGUGAGAAGCGUUCUGAAAUUGAGGUCGUUGGCGCAGCCUGCUCAAAGAAAAAACAUCUUAGUGGACACGGGUUUUAAAAUAUAUGUUUAGUUUAGGAUGUGCACAAGCUGAUCAUGACAGGGAUGGUUGUGUACCUUAUACAGUUAGCACUGUUGUUUAUGUUGUGUGCUUUAAUGUGAUGACAAAU
Notolabrus celidotus (New Zealand spotty) is the source of this 2963-nucleotide messenger RNA. RefSeq lists its product as uncharacterized. Lineage: Eukaryota; Metazoa; Chordata; Actinopteri; Labriformes; Labridae. The transcript is spliced from 12 exons. Bases 1 to 2262 code for a protein of 753 amino acids. The record is from RefSeq and is a predicted model, not a curated record.